GAACGAGGACGUGUUUCCAAUGUAUACAAAUUCUACAUAUUUUCACAGUCGUUUAACAAGCAAAAUUUUACCUGAGUCAGCUCAGGUUAAUGGGAGCGUGUGAUUUUUCGAAGCAGAUGUUACCAAGUUUUACAAGAGGAUUGAUGAAGAUAAUAAAUUUGUAGCUGUUAGUGUUUUUUAAUUUUACAGGAUGCCAGGGAAGAGCAAAGAAGACACAUGGGGAGCGAAGGAAUUGACUGAAUCUAUCAAGGAAGCACGGUCAUCUGGGAAAAGCAAACACAGGGAUAGAGACCUUGAUAAAGAAAGAGAAAAGACAAGGGAUAAAGACAAAGACAGACAUAGGGAGAGAGAUAAAGAGCGUGAUAGAGAGAAAGAUAAAGAUAGACACAGAGACAAGGAUAAGGAAAGACAUCGAGAUAAAGAACAUGACCGUACAAGGGACAAGGAUAGAGACAGGCAUAGAGAUAAGGAACGAGACCAGGAAAGAGACAGAGAUCGUGACAAACACAGAGAAAAGGAAAAAGAAAGGAGAAAGGAUCGUGAAAAUGAAUCUUCAAAGGAGAAGGACAAAGAAAGAAGAAAAGAUCGUGAAAGGGAUUCCUCUAAAGAGAAGGACAAAGAAAGAAGAAAAGACCAUGGAAGGGAUUCCUCAAAAGAGAAGAACAGAGAAAGAAGAAAAGAUCGUGAAAGGGAUUCAUCAAGAGAUAAAGAAAAAAGCAAACACAGAGAGAAGGAAAAGGACAGAGACAGAGAAAAAAAGGAAAGAUCACAUGAUAACAGAGAGAGGGCAGAAAGGACAGACUCUGGAAAAAAGGAGAGACACAGAGAUAAAGAUGAGAAAAGGAGAGAACAAAGGAAUGAAGGCGGCAGUAGAGAUAGAGAUAAAUCAAGAGCCAAAGAUGAGGAGCGAGAUAGAAGAAGGGAGGAAAAAAGGCACAGAGAUAAAGACAGAGAGAGGAAAAGAGAAAAGGAAAGUCAUGAUAGUGACCGUGAGAAAAGGAAACAUAGAGACAAAGAUGGCUCAGCUGAAAGGAAGAAAAGGGAAAGGAGUGGAGAGCGUAAACAUCGAAAGGAACAUCGAGAAGAGAAAGAUAGAAGGAAAUCAGAAUAUAAGAAUGGCCGAGAUGAGAGACUGGAGGAGAAAGAUAAAAAGGAAAGAAGACGGCAUGAAAAUAAUCAUGAAGAUGAGGAUGAUGUAGGACAGGACAUUCACAAUGCACCAGAAAACAAUGAGCAAAAUCAAGAAGAAUCUCAUUAUGCCUAUGAAGAUGAUUUUGAAGAUUAUGAUGAUGACUUUGAAGAUGAUGAUGAAGAAGAAAAUGAAGAUCCUGUAAUGCCAAGUGAGAUUGAUAACCUAAGGAGGGCAAUGGCUGCUGAGAAUGAAGCUUUGAGACGAAGUGCAGAAUCACGUGACUCAAGAUCACAACAAUCAAGUGCAAACACCCGACCAACCACUUCUCGAACAGGGCGUACCUUUAUUAAUUUUGUAGCAGCCAAGCAGCGUGAGAUUAGUGAUCAGGUUUCUCAAAGGACUAAGAAAAGAGGUCAAGAACUCAUGACCUUGAUUGACCUUGACUCAACAGGUUUUGAUAUCUUUGAUAUGCCUCCUGUUAGGGAAUAUGACCGCUACAUUGCAAGCUUUGGCCGCUCAAACACUAAACAGGCUUUUGUACAGUGCAAUGAUGAUAACUUAGAUCGUGAUAUACAGACUGAAGAGAUUGAUAAGAAUGAUAGAUGGACCCAACAUCCACAGGAAGGUAGUGCUGCUACAGGAGGGAGCAAUGUUAAAGAAGAGGGUGAUGAAUUACCACUAGAAAGAGAGACAAACUCAUUACAAUUCAAUCGCUUUAUGGAGAAUGCCACUCAGCUGAUCUCUGUCCUGUUAGAUGAGCAAUUGGCCAAUAGAGUAGGAGGCAAGCUGGAGAGUAAUAAGAGGAGUAUUGUAUUCAGUGAUGGUUAUACACUUAUGAAUACUGGUACACCUAUACUACAAGGGCGUUCUAUCGUCAGAGUAGUAAUUCACCCAGUUCAAACAAACCUAAUCAUCACCAUGCAUUCUAUGCCUAAAGCAGAUUUAAUGAACAUUGAUGACAAAGAUUUGAAAGUGCUAGAGAAAGCAGGCUUAACCAAUAGAGGGCUAUUGUGUGUUUGGAAUAUUAAUGAGCCUUCAAGACCACAAAAGAUCCUGGUGUUGAAGUCUGUUCCUACAACAUGUACCUUUAGUCCAUCCAAGGCAACAAUGGCUUUCUGUGGAACAGUUGAUGGUUCAGUAUGUGUAUGGGAUCUUAGAGAACCCCCCAGUAUGCAUCAGAAGUGUGAGUUUGGUUGGGGUCAUAUAAUGGUUAGAGUACCAACCUAUAGUACAGAGGCUGGUUGUCCUGAGGAGAGUCACCAUAGUAGAGUGGUUGCUAUGCAACCUAUCGUCAGCUCUGAUGAUGCACAGAAAGCCACAUCCAAGUCAAACCUAAAUGAUGACUCAGUGGGAUUUUCCUUUCAGUUGGCAACUGUGGAUGAGAAAGGCACUAUCAGUUUCUGGGUUGUCAUAGAGAUUGACAAGCCUGAUGAUGCUGGUUCAGAGUCUGAUCUUGGCUUGGUACCAGGGGGUAGAGUCAAACUCAUCAAAAGUUCAUCUAUACAACUGCAGAUUCCAACGAGGGAACUUGGACCUACCUAUCAGCUGAAAGUGACUGAUUUGCAGCUUCUGCCCUCCAAUCCAAAUCAUUUCUUUGUUGCAACAGAUGCAGGGUUCAUCUCACAUGGGGCACGGAAUACAGAGAGGGUUUCCCCCAAGUACUUUUUGACCAAUGAUGGUGUUCCAGUUGGAGUCAAAUGCAUAGACUUCUCACCAUUUAACCUCCCAUGCUUCUUGGCUGCCAAUGGAGAUGGGAGUAUACAGCUCUUCAGUUCAGAAAGAGGUACUCCUCUUGUGAGUUGGCCUAAUUCCACACAAGGAAUGUCCAUAGUAGCAAUAUCAUGGUCCAGAUCCAGACCAUCUGUAUUCUUUGUGAUGGACAUUGCAUCCAAGGUCUAUGUUUGGGAACUACUAGAGAAUGACUCUGGACCGGUCAAAACAGAACAGUUUACGCGUGGAAGGUUAUCAGCUCUUGCUCUAGCCAAUGAUCAUGCAGCUACAGGAUGGGGUGUAGCAGGUAGAAAACCAGAAAUGAUUAUCACUGAUAAUAUGGGUUCUUUGGAUGUACAUGUUCUCAACUCGCGAUUCUCAUCUGCUAUUGGAAGUGAGUUAGAUGCCUUCAGUGAUCUUCUUCAGCAGCUAAUAUGAGGAAGAUAUUACUGAUGGUUGCUGGUAGAAAUACAAUGAAACCAUUUCCUUGGAUCUUAAGUUAGGGCUACAUGAUAUUGCUAAUUUAGGUAUUUGAUUAUCAUCAUUUGCGAUAUCAUUAUUAUAUUUCUCUAUGAAUAAUUGUAAAGGUAUAUUUAUGUGUCAAUUCUUCUCCAAUGAACAGAUGAAAAAAGAGCUAAUUGGGGUCUACAAUUUUCUAACCCUUUACUUUGGACCCUGUUAAGUUAGAUAAGAAUAAUGAUGAUCUUGGUUUAAUGUCAUUUUCUAAGUGAUUUGCAGCAGUUUGAAAACCCUCCUAUUAUACAACAUGAAAUGUGAUGUAUCUUUUACUCAGGAUCACCUAAUCCAUGUAAUGUCAAUCUUUUAUCCCUAUUUCAAUUAAUUUCUAUUCCUUAGUGGGUCAUAUUUUGAAAUUUCAUUCAAUAAAGAGAUUCAUUUUCAUUUGGCUGUGCUUUUGCAGCAAGUGUUCAUCCAUGAAAAUGAUCUUUUUUAACAAAAUGUGAAAAACAUAUCUCAUUCCUGAGAGUUUAGUAUUCUGCAGUAGAGCUGAAAUUUUAAUGCUUGAAUUUCUCGUUCUCAUUUUCAUCUUAUUUGUAAAAACCAUUUCUCUAACUCCCUCAUAACACUAAUCUGUUAUCAAAUAGUAUGAGUUAUGAAUUUGUUGAAAUGGGGAAGAAAAAGUACUGUAUAUGAAUAUGAAAAGUUAAAAUAUGCAAAGUGUGAUAUGAGCAAGAACCAAAAUGUACUUGGAUUGUUACAAUAGAUGGAUGAAAGGCAACUGUUUUGCAAAGAAAAACAUAGUAUAUUACAAGAUGAUAACAUUUUUAUGGGCACCUUUUUUU
Messenger RNA from Lytechinus pictus (painted urchin), 4143 nucleotides. Its product is annotated as cytoplasmic dynein 2 intermediate chain 1-like. The record is from RefSeq and is a predicted model, not a curated record. NCBI's taxonomy places the organism in Eukaryota, Metazoa, Echinodermata, Echinoidea, Temnopleuroida, Toxopneustidae. The transcript has 28 exons. Gene Ontology annotation, molecular function: dynein light chain binding; dynein heavy chain binding. Gene Ontology annotation, biological process: intraciliary transport. The coding region runs from base 191 to 3280 and encodes 1029 amino acids. Gene Ontology annotation, cellular component: cytoplasmic dynein complex.